GUUAUGUACGGCCGCGGUGUGAUAAGGUUACUCGUGGGGGCGAUCGUUAUGUAUGUACCUUCCGUAUAUAACUUAGCACAAUGUGUACAUCGUUCGUGGUGGAUCUUGGUGGACAGGAACAACAAAAUGAGGGGGUUUGAGGGGUAGGACAGCAUACAACAACCACCAAGGCCCCUCCCUCUUCUGUUAUGUAAACUGCGCCCUUUCAAUCACAAUAUACUCAGGACUAGAGGAGUUAUUAUCAUAUUACAAGUUGCAUAUAUUGCUUAUCUUAAGACAUAUAUCAAGAAGUUAUACGUUUUGUUGCAAGAUAUAUUCUGGAUAAGCCUAAAUAACCCCACCAACAAGCCUCAAUAGAGUCAUCGAGGACUCCUGCAAUCAAAAGCUUCAGGUGACUCACAAGUCUAUAUAAAUAUUGGUUCUAUAUCUUUUGUUGCUUCCCGAACUCUGUUCUUGCAAUUGGCAUAUCCAGAAUAUAUUUUAUCAUUUAUACCCGAUAUAACACGGCCAAUCGCACCAUAGUAUCAUUCAAGAUGGACAACUUUUCUUCACUCCACAUCGACCUCCACCUCAGCGAAGCUAAGGAUGUGACCUAUACUCGCACUCCAUUCGGAAAGGAGAUGCGGAAGCUCUUCAGCUUUGACCCUGAGUACAGGAAUUUGAACCAUGGCUCAUAUGGCUGCUAUCCUCGCGCAAUCCGGGCAGUAGCCAACCACUUCAAGGACCAGAAGGAGAGUCGCCCCGAUCCCUUCGUCCGCUACGCCUACAAUGACUAUCUGGACAAGUCCCGCGCCGCCGUUGCUGCCCUUGUCAAUGCCCCAGUUAACAACUGCGUGUUUGUCCCCAACGCGACCACAGCCGUCAACACUGUUCUCCGUAACAUCCCUUGGAACAAAGACGGAAACGACGAGAUCCUGAGCUUUAGCACCAUAUACGGCGCUUGCAACAAGACCAUCGCCUACAUUCGUGACUCCACUGGCCUUGUUUCCAACCGCGUGAUCACGACGGAGUAUCCAAUCUCCAAUGCGGACUACGUUUCUCUUUUCCGCAAGGCCAUUGCCGCCUCCCGUGCAGAGGGCAAGAACCCCCGUGUGGCCUUAUUUGACACCAUCGCCUCCAUGCCCGGUGUCCGUAUCCCCUUCGAGGCCCUGACCGCAGUCUGCAAGGAAGAAGGCGUUCUCAGUUUGAUUGACGGUGCCCACAGCAUCGGCCAGAUCCCGCUGGACUUCGCCACGCUCGAUCCCGAUUUCUUCGUCUCCAACUGCCACAAAUGGCUCUUUACCCCACGCGGAUGUGCCGUCUUCAUCGUCGCCGAGCGCAACCAUAACAUCAUCCGCUCCACGCUGCCAACAUCGGAGUCCUACCGCCCUGAGGGCGUGCCCGAGAAACCAUCGCCUACUGGGAACCCGCAUUUUGUUGCGAUGUACGAGUGGGUCGGCACCCAGGAUAACGAGCAGUAUCUCUGCGUCCCUGAGGCCAUCAAGUGGCGCGAGCAGGUCUGUGGCGGCGAGAAGGCAAUCUAUGAGUAUAACAACAGUCUCCUGCGAAAGGCGACGAAGCUCGUGGUGUCUGAGCUCGGUACCGAGGUGCUUGAGAAUGAAGAGGGCACGUUGAUGGAUUGCACCAUGUCGUUUAUCCGACUGCCGCUCAGCCUUGAGAAAGACGGUGGGUCUGUGAAGGCUGAGGACUUUGGUACUAUCCUCACGUAUCUGGGGCAGACAAUGGCCUCGGAGUAUCAGUCUUAUAUUGCGACUAGUGUUUUCCAGGGUGGGAUCUGGUGUCGAUUGAGCGCGCAGGUUUAUCUGGACGAAGACGAUUUUGUGUUUGCUGCGAAGAUGCUGAAGGAUGUGUGUGAGAGGGUUAACAAGGGCGAAUACUUGGCCAAGGCUUAAGAGACUAGAGAGACAUUUGUUGCGUGACAGUGUAUUGAGGAUAGUUGGUGAUGAGAGCGGAGUUUCAUGUUUCUUCGAAAAUUUAUGACUCGAGAACUCGUAGAUAUCUGUGCCACUUGAAAGACGCCAUCGGUUGCGUGGUUUAUACAUUGAGAAUCAAGAGGUUAUAAUUUGCGGUUGAGCACAAGGAUGUUUGAG
Messenger RNA from Pseudogymnoascus verrucosus, 2090 nucleotides. RefSeq lists its product as uncharacterized. The coding region runs from base 534 to 1892 and encodes 452 amino acids. Lineage: Eukaryota; Fungi; Ascomycota; Leotiomycetes; Thelebolales; Thelebolaceae. The transcript has 2 exons. The record is from RefSeq and is a predicted model, not a curated record.